Molecule: messenger RNA, 1219 nt
Organism: Tinamus guttatus (white-throated tinamou)
Lineage: Eukaryota; Metazoa; Chordata; Aves; Tinamiformes; Tinamidae
Source: RefSeq, a predicted model, not a curated record
GGAAAUAUGGGGUCUGAAAACCCAAGCCCGCAGAACCCUGGCUGUAAGAUCAUGACCUUUCGUCCCACCCUCGAGGAGUUCCGGGACUUUGGGAAGUACGUUGCCUUCAUUGAGUCGCAAGGAGCUCACCGAGCGGGGCUCGCCAAGGUCAUUCCUCCGAAGGAAUGGAAACCCCGGAAAACCUACGACGAUAUAGAUGACAUGGUUAUCCCAGCUCCUAUCCAGCAGGUGGUUACUGGGCAGUCAGGGUUGUUCACCCAGUACAACAUACAGAAGAAACCGAUGACUGUGGGAGAGUACCGGCGCCUGGCUAAUAGCGAGAAGUACGAUGUGGAAGAAUGGAAUAUUGGCAAUCUGAACACCCUCUUGGACAUGGUAGAACAUGAGUGUGGUAUUAUCAUAGAAGGUGUAAACACUCCCUACCUCUACUUUGGGAUGUGGAAGACAACGUUUGCUUGGCAUACAGAGGACAUGGAUCUCUACAGUAUCAACUACUUGCAUUUUGGCGAGCCAAAAUCCUGGUAUGCCAUACCCCCGGAGCACGGCAAGAGGUUGGAGCGGCUGGCGAAAGGAUUUUUCCCAGGAAGCUCUCAGGGAUGCGAUGCUUUCCUCCGUCACAAGAUGACCCUCAUUUCGCCCUCAAUCUUGAAGAAAUACGGCAUUCCUUUUGACCGGAUCACCCAGGAAGCUGGGGAGUUUAUGAUUACAUUUCCUUACGGUUACCACGCUGGUUUCAAUCACGGCUUCAACUGUGCUGAGUCCACCAACUUUGCCACUUUGCGCUGGAUUGACUAUGGAAAAAUGGCAACCCAAUGCACUUGCCGCAAAGACAUGGUGAAGAUUUCCAUGGACGUCUUCGUGAGGGUCCUGCAGCCCGAACGCUACGAUCUGUGGAAGCAAGGGAAGGAUAUUGCAGUCCUGGACCACAUGAAGCCCACGGCUCUGAGCAGCCCAGAACUGGACGCCUGGAACGAGACGAAGGCUGAUUUGAAGGCUAAAUUACUUCGCAGGAUAGGAGAUGAGGAAGAGGACAACAAACACCGGUCGCACAGAAAAAGAAGUCAACCCAGGAGACACAAAACAGAGGAUCAGAAGUCUCUUGGGGAAGUCAUGGCUAUUGAAACUGCCUUGGAAGAUGUGAAAGUAAAAGAGGAGCUGAAAAAGGGGCCAGAUCUAGAGGAAGAGGAGAGGAGCAAAGUGGCAGAGGGAGAAGGUGAGG